This is a messenger RNA of Clarias gariepinus (North African catfish), 5955 nucleotides long. It is a transcript of the gene atp7a, whose product is annotated as ATPase copper transporting alpha. NCBI's taxonomy places the organism in Eukaryota, Metazoa, Chordata, Actinopteri, Siluriformes, Clariidae. The coding region runs from base 201 to 4685 and encodes 1494 amino acids. Gene Ontology annotation, cellular component: membrane. The transcript is spliced from 23 exons. Gene Ontology annotation, molecular function: ATP hydrolysis activity; ATPase-coupled monoatomic cation transmembrane transporter activity; copper ion binding. The record is from RefSeq and is a predicted model, not a curated record. Gene Ontology annotation, biological process: monoatomic cation transport.
UAGACAGUGUGGGUGAGUGUGUGUGUGUGUGGAGAGAGACAGUUUCCCCCCUAUUUUGUUUGGAGUGUAUUAUGGUUUGCUCAAUGCUGUCUGUGUGUGAGCGUUCAUACAGGUUAAUGACGAAGAGCUAGCUGUAUCGCUAACACGCCAAGUGUGUGAAGGCUGUGGUUGGCUAAUAUUCUGACUAAAAAAGGAGAAUCAUGAUGCACAGAGCCGGAUUGAGCUCCGUGACCCUGUGUGUGGACGGGAUGACCUGCGGCUCCUGCGUCCAGACCAUAGAGCAGCAGAUUGGGGGACUGCCAGGUGUAAUCCACAUAGAGGUGUCUUUAGAACACAAGAAUGCCACGGUGAUCUAUGACCAAUCACAUCAUACUCCAAAAUCUUUAGCAGACGCCAUUGAGGACAUGGGCUUUGAGUCGAGUGCGACAGAAGCUACUCUGACUACGGCCGUACAGACAGAGACGAAGCCGUUUCCUGUCAGCUGCUGUAGCGCGGAAUCUCUUUCUCAGCUCCGCCAGCUCAAGGGCGUACUGGAGGCUAAGGAGAAUGGCGAAAGCAGGAACCCCACUGUCACAUUCAUCCCUACUCUCGUCACGGUCGAGAAAAUCCAGGAAAUGCUGAACACGCUAAUGACGCACAACAACUCCUUCAAAACUUGCACAGAUCAGGCAAAUUCCCGUAAUUCUGGUGGUGUGGAAUCACUAAAGAUGCGCAUUGAGGGGAUGACCUGCCUGUCCUGCACCACCACCAUUGAGGGCAAGAUUGGAAAGUUAAAAGGAGUUCAGAAGAUUAAAGUAAACCUUGAGUCCCAGGACGCCACAGUAUGCUAUUAUCCUUACCUCAUCACUGUGGAUGAGAUCAUUAAGCAGAUCGGUGUAGCAGGUUUCAAGGCCUCAGUGAAAUCCAAACCUCGUCAGUUACAGCUGUCUUCAUUGGAUCGCCUGCUGAAUGUCUCCCGACCCACGCAUUCUUCUCCAGAGGGGAGCACCAACAUGGAGGCUGUAGACCUCACCACUUGCAUCACCACAUUAAUAGAGGUUACAGGAAUGCAUUGCAACUCAUGUGUAGUGAACAUACAAGACAAUACAGGCAAGCUUUCAGGAGUCAGCUCGGUUCUGGUCUCCUUGGAGAAAGGACAGGCUGUAAUCCAGCACAAUCCAAACUUAGUUACAGCACUUGAGCUACAGAGGGUCAUCGAGGCACUACCACCAGGGAAUUUCAAGACCCAGUUAGCUUUGCACGAGGCUGUGUCAUUGACACCUCCCUCUGAAAAAUCCCUCGCAACAUCCUCGAGCUUCUUGCAGCCGCUGGAUUCUGAAAUACAAAUCCACAUUGAGGGGAUGACCUGUAAUUCGUGCGUGCAGACCAUCGAGGCGGCCAUCUCCCAGAGGAAAGGUGUGAAAUCGGCGCAAGUGUCCCUGGCUAACCAUCAGGGAACAUUUGUGUACGAUCCACUGAUCACCACAUCAGAAGAACUGCGAGCAGCGAUCGAGGAUAUGGGUUUCGAUGCGUUUCUGCCUGAGACGAAUUCAUUGGUACAGUCAGAAGCGAAAAGUCCUCUAUCUGAACAGAAAUCUGCUUCGUCACCCGCGCUCUCCGCCAAAAAGGAGAAGGAAGUGGAGAUCGAUGCUGAGUCAGCGACAAGCACGCAUUCCAAAUGUUUCAUCCAGAUCGGUGGGAUGACAUGCGCCUCAUGCGUAGCCAACAUCGAGAGGAACCUCAAAAACGAGCCUGGUAUCCACUCUGUGUUGGUGGCGCUGAUGGCUAGUAAAGCGGAAGUGCGCUACAACCCUGGUGUCAUCGACCCGCUGAGGAUAGCAGAGUGCAUAAAAGAGCUGGGCUUUACCGCCUCCGUCAUGGAGAACUACGAUGGCUCCAAUGGCACCCUUGAGCUUGUGGUCAGAGGGAUGACGUGCGCUUCAUGUGUCCACAAAAUCGAGUCUAACCUAAUGAAACAGAAAGGCAUUGUCUACGCCUCUGUGGCUUUGGCAACAAACAAAGCUCACGUUAAGUAUGACCCAGAGGUGACAGGACCUCGGGACAUAAUGAGAUUGAUUGAGAAUUUGGGUUUUGAGCCCUCGCUGGUAAAGAGAGAUCGCCCGGGAAAUCAUCUGGACCACAGCAGAGAGAUAAAGCAAUGGAGGAGGUCUUUCCUCAUCAGCCUGGUGUUCUGUGUUCCUGUGAUGGGUAUGAUGAUCUACAUGAUGGUGGUGGACCACCAGAUCGAAGUGACGCACCAUCACAACGCCACACCCGAGGACAGACACAUGUAUCACUCCAACAUGUUCCUGGAGAGACAGCUUCUCCCCGGCUUGUCCAUCAUGAACCUGCUUUCUUUUCUAUUUUGUCUGCCUGUGCAGUUCAUUGGAGGCCGUUACUUCUACAUCCAAGCGUACAAAGCGCUGAAGCACCGGUCUGCCAAUAUGGACGUGCUGAUAGUCCUGGCCACUUCUAUAGCCUUCACCUACUCUGUAGUCAUUCUGACCGUGGCCAUUAUAGAGAAAGCAAAGCUCAACCCCAUCACCUUCUUUGAUACACCACCGAUGCUCUUUGUGUUCAUCUCACUGGGAAGGUGGCUGGAGCAAAUAGCCAAGAGUAAAACGUCAGAGGCUCUGUCCAAGCUGAUGUCAUUACAAGCUACCGAGGCCACUGUUGUCACCCUAAAUGAGGAUGAAAUGACUGUUUUAAGCGAAGAGCAGGUGGAUGUGGAAUUGGUGCAGCGGGGCGAUAUAGUGAAAGUGGUGCCCGGAGGAAAGUUCCCAGUGGAUGGGAGAGUGAUUGAAGGGCACUCGAUGGCAGACGAGUCACUCAUCACAGGUGAAGCCAUGCCUGUGACCAAGAAGCCAGGAAGCACAGUGAUCGCAGGCUCCAUCAACCAGAACGGAUCUCUGUUAAUCCGAGCCACGCACGUGGGAACCGACACUACACUGUCCCAGAUUGUCAAACUGGUGGAGGAGGCGCAGACCUCAAAGGCUCCCAUUCAGCAGUUUGCAGAUAAGAUCAGCGGCUACUUCGUCCCUUUCAUUGUAGGCGUCUCUGUGCUCACCCUCGUUGCCUGGAUUAUAAUUGGAUUCGUAGACUUCUCUAUAGUGAAGAAAUAUUUCCCUGAUUAUGAUAGGAGUGUGUCUGAAGCAGAGGCAAUCAUCCGCUUCGCCUUUCAGGCCUCAAUAACAGUGCUUUGCAUUGCCUGCCCUUGCUCUCUCGGCUUAGCGACCCCCACAGCAGUCAUGGUCGGCACAGGAGUCGGGGCACAGAAUGGCAUCCUCAUCAAAGGCGGGGAACCUCUUGAGACGGCACACAAGAUUCAGUCUGUGGUUUUUGAUAAAACGGGCACCAUUACCUAUGGAACCCCCAAAGUGGUGCAGGUGAAGAUGGUGGUAGAGGGAAACCGAAUAGCUCGCUCCAGACUUCUUGCUAUUGUGGGUACAGCUGAAAAUAACAGCGAACAUCCUCUAGGGGCCGCAAUCACCCGCUUCUGCAAACAGGAGCUAGGCACAGAGACUUUGGGCACUUGCACUGAUUUCCAAGCAGUACCAGGUUGUGGGAUUAGGUGUCAGGUUAGCAACACGGAGAGCCUCCUGAACAGAGAGGACAGCGACGGUGAGGAGAAUGAGCGCAAUGCCAUCCUCGUGCAGAUCAGCGACCCUAGGGCCAGCUCCAACUCUCAUCCCCUUAUCAUGGACCCACAACCUCUGGCUUUGGUGCAGUCAGCCUCACACACAGUCCUGAUCGGGAACAGGGAGUGGAUGAGACGAAAUGCCCUGCACAUACAAUCUGAUGUGGACGAUGCCAUGAUCGAGCAUGAGAGGAGGGGGCGGACUGCAGUCCUGGUGGCUGUGGAUGGUGUGCUGUGUGCCAUGGUUGCCAUAGCAGAUACGGUGAAGCCAGAGGCUGAGCUGGCUGUACACACACUCACCUCUAUGGGCCUGGAGGUAGUGUUGAUGACUGGCGACAACAGCAAGACAGCACGAGCCAUUGCAGCACAGGUUGGCAUCAGGAAAGUGUUUGCCGAGGUGUUGCCCUCUCACAAGGUGGCAAAGGUGGAGCAGCUGCAGCUGACAGGGAAGCGCGUGGCCAUGGUGGGAGACGGCGUAAACGACUCGCCAGCGCUCGCCAAGGCAGAUGUGGGCAUCGCCAUUGGCACAGGCACAGAUGUGGCUAUUGAGGCAGCAGAUGUGGUGCUCAUCAGGAACGAUCUCCUGGAUGUUGUUGGGAGUAUUGACUUGUCGAAGAAGACGGUCAAAAGGAUCCGUAUUAACUUUGUAUUUGCACUUAUCUACAAUCUUGUAGGAAUUCCUAUUGCAGCUGGUGUGUUCAUGCCUAUAGGACUGGUGUUGCAGCCGUGGAUGGGUUCUGCUGCUAUGGCUGCGUCGUCUGUGUCUGUUGUCCUCUCGUCCCUUUUACUCAAAUGUUACACAAAACCAAGUGCUGAGAAGCUGGAGCAACAGAUAACAGGGCAGCACAAACUUGGCAGCAUUUCAGAUGUCAGCGUUCACAUCGGCAUGGGAGAACUGCGCCGUCCCUCACCCAAACUCAGCUUGCUUGACCGGAUCGUCAACUACAGCCGAGUCUCUAUCAACUCCCUGCGCUCAGACAAGCACUCGCUCAACAGCUUGUCACUGAGUGAGCCUGACAAACACUCGCUGCUCGUAGCCGGCGCUCACUGCGAUGAAGACAUCGUCUGAUGAGGCGUCACCCAGAGCGACUUGCCACCUUAACACACCUCAGUGCCUGUAGUCUGUAAGAGAGGAACCAAAGUGUAAUCUCAUACACACAUAAGAACACUUGCCACACCACACACACCACACCGUGCACCAGUUCAGCUUAAAGCUGCAUGACUUGCUGGAGAUUAAUGCACCAGUCUCCAUGUCUCUAAGGCACUCUGUGUGUAAACGCAGAGCCAACAUUGUAUGAAAAAGUAGGAACUCUAGAAGAGAUACGAUGAUCAUGUGGCUGUUUUCUUUUUGUUUGUUUGUUUGUUUUUUUUAACUGACAAUCUGUGUAACAGCCCAAAGAAUUUUGGACAAGCCACAUUUUAUUUCUGUGACAAUUGUAUUAAGUUUUAAGACUUUAAUUAAAUAUUUAUGAUGUCAUUUAUUUAUACUUUAUAAUGUAGGAAAUUUAACUAAGAAUGUUAGAGAUAUUAUAAUUUUUAUUUAUCCAAAUAUAUUUCCACUGACAGUUUUGCCUCUGAUCAGCAAGUGUACACUAGUUUGUUUACCAGGCUCAGUGUUCGCAUACUCGACACUCAAACUUUGAUAGCCUUGGUGCUGCUUUUUCUUUGCCCAUUCCUGUACUGAGCUCGAUCUACACUGCCCGGCCAAAUAAAAAGUUGCACGUUCUAAAAUGCAUUUAAUCACCUUCAGAUUUAAUUAUGGCCAGUUCAUGAGAGAGGAUGAUUCCCGAUGCUCCCAGUAUUUCUUUCUCCUCACAUUGUGUGUGCGUUUGUGUGAAUGCUCUUACUUUCACUCUUAAACAUUGCUCUGAUUUAGAUUUUUUUACAAUGCAAUUUCAACAAGCAUUUAAGUGAUCUCUAUUCGAGAUUUCUUUUUUUUUAAAUACAUUUCUUUAGCACUAUUCUUACAUAUAUACACAUAAUAAUGUGCUGGAAAACUCCUAAACCAAUUCUAGUUGUUUAAAAUCUCUGUAGUUGUUUUCUUUCCUCGAUGUAUCCCAAUAAUUUAACCCUUUUGAAACGGCGACUUUCGUUUCUUUUUGGCCAGGCUGUGUAUUUUUUUAUUUUGAGGCUUGAAUAAUGACAUGAUAAGAUGCAACACAUUCCAAAGAAGGCAUUUGACCUCUUACCAUUUAAGGGAAAAAUAAAAAUAACUUAAAGUAUACUAAAACUAUAAAAUAAGCAAAAAUUGUUAAAUAAAAAUUAGUAGUAAGCAUGCAAAAAAGUCCUGCAGGCUUCUCCUGUUUUAUAAUAAUAAUUUUUUUUUUUUUGGAUAUAGC